Molecule: messenger RNA, 2298 nt
Organism: Kwoniella mangroviensis CBS 8507
Lineage: Eukaryota; Fungi; Basidiomycota; Tremellomycetes; Tremellales; Cryptococcaceae
Exons: 16
Coding region: 1-2298 (765 amino acids)
Biological process (GO): glutathione metabolic process
Cellular component (GO): cytosol
Molecular function (GO): 5-oxoprolinase (ATP-hydrolyzing) activity
Source: RefSeq, a predicted model, not a curated record
AUGUCUUCCGUUCCCGAUCAUUCCAUUCGGAUCUCCAUCGACAGAGGCGGAACAUUCACCGACGUCCACGUAUCUACCCUUCCUCGGUCCAACCCAGAAUCCGCUCAGCAAGAUGAAUCCAAACGAGAAGAGUUUGUUUUGAAGCUGCUGUCGCAAGAUCCCAGCAACUAUCGAGAUGCCCCCACCGAGGGUGUCCGAAGGGCAUUGGAGAGGGUCACCGGGGAGAAGUUCGAGAGGGGGAAACCGCUGCCAGUGAACAAGCUCGAAUACGUCAGGCUUUCCACGACGGUUGCAACCAAUGCGCUGUUGGAGAGGAAGGGCCAGAAACAUGCUCUGAUCAUCACCAAGGGCUUCAAGGACCUUCUCGAGAUCGGCAACCAAGCUAGACCAAGAAUCUUUGAUCUGAAUAUCAAGCGAGCAAAGCCUUUGUACACUAAAGCUGUAGAAGUGGAUGAGAGGGUCACCUUAGUCGGGUUCUCAUCCGAUCCAAGAGCCGAGCAAAACGCUCUUGUAUUCGACGAGGAUGGAUCAGUGAAGAAAGCAUAUUCCGGAGUAGGUGCCGAAGAGCAGGAGAAUUUCAUACCUGGCAGGAUUGUGAAAGGGUUGAGCGGAGAAGCAGUCAAAGUGAUCCGGGAACCAGAUCUCGAUACUAUCAAGAAGGAUCUGCAGGCAUUGUAUGACGAAGGGUAUAGCUCAAUUGCCGUUUGUUUGGCUCACUCCUACACAUUCCCUGACCACGAGCUUGCGAUUGGGAAGGUCGCAUUGGAUAUUGGGUUCCCCCACAUCUCAUUGUCCUCCAAGCUCCUGCCUAUGAUCAAGAUGACCAAUCGCGGGCAAUCUACCACGUGCGAUGCUUAUCUCACUCCGGUACUACAAGACUAUCUGAAAGGUUUCUAUGCUGGGUUCGAAGGUGGGGCAGACGGUGAUCUGCAUGUGGAAUUCAUGGGAUCGGACGGGGGCUUGGUAGACCUUGACGUGAGCCUCAAGUCGAUUCUUUCAGGACCGGCUGGUGGAGUCGUGGGCUGUGCUUUGACAAGCUGGGAUGAGGAAGAAAGGUCUCCAGUGAUAGGUCUUGAUGUGGGUGGCACGUCAACCGACGUAUCUCGGUAUGCUGGACGAUACGAAUCGGUCUGGGAAACCACCACAGCUGGUAUAUCAAUGUUCACCCCACAGCUUGAUAUCAACACGGUUGCUGCUGGAGGAGGAAGUUGCUUGACAUAUAAGAAUGGACUCUUCCGUGCAGGUCCAGAGUCUGCUGGAGCUCAUCCAGGCCCCGCGUGUUAUAGGAAAGGUGGCCCUCUCGCUUUGACGGAUGGAAACCUCUUCCUAGGUCGUCUCGUGCCGAAGUAUUUCCCUAAAUGCUUCGGUCCCAACGAAGAUCAGGAUCUUGAUCCAGAGGCAUCCCGUACGAAAUUCGAGGAACUCGCUCAAGAAAUUCGAACCGAAACCGGAACAGAGAAAACGAUUGACGAAAUUGUUUACGGCUUCGUGAAGGUUGCGAACGAAACCAUGGCCAGGCCGAUCCGAACCUUGACCGAAGCAAGAGGGUUCAAGACAGACGAACAUGUCCUUGCAUCUUUUGGAGGUGCCGGGGGUCAACACGCCUGCGAGAUAGCCGAGCUUCUUGGUAUAGAUCGGGUUUUGAUCCACAAAUACUCAUCGAUCCUCUCAGCAUAUGGAUUGGCGCUUGCAGAUCGAGUAUACGAGCAGCAAGAACCCGCUUCGGACACCUACAACUCUGCAACUCAGUCUUCCCUCGCUUCCAGACUUGACGAGCUCGCAAAGAAAGUUCAGAACGUGUUGAAGGAUUCUGGGUUUGAAGCAAGCAAGAUACAGGUCGAGAGGCUAUUGAACAUGCGAUUCGACGGGUCGGAUACUUCGUUGAUGGUUUUGGAAACAGCUCCAGGCAAAGGAGAUUUUGAGGAGGAAUUCAAGAGGGCUUACAAAGAGGAGUUUGGGUUCUUGUUGAACAAGAAUAUCAUCGUCGAUGAUGUCAAGGUCCGAGGGAUUGGCAAAACGUUCGAUUCGCUUGGUCCGUCCGCAUUCUCCGAGUACAAGUCAUUGAAGUUGAACGACGUAGAUCAGCGCAAAGCAGACUUUCACCAAAAAGCGUAUGUAUGGUAUGGUCACGAAGGCAAGAGACAGGACGUGCCAGUAUUCGAGCUGGGCUCGCUUCAUACCGGAGAUCAGGUCAAGGGUCCUGCUUUGAUCAUCGAUGAGACUCAGACGAUUUUCGUCAACGUACGGUGGACUGCUGUAGCAACGAGUAGUCACCUGUUGAUCCAGCGAAAGGAUUGA